AUGCUUGCAAAUGGUGUCGGCGCGACGGUUGCAGUGGGCGGUGGCAUUGGUUACAUCGCCUACCAGUUAAGGAACAAGUACAAACCGGAAGGCAUUACUGCCAGCGAUGAAGCGAGUCCUUCCACUGUGGAGAUCCCAGCACUAUCCGUGACGCGGGACACGCCAACAGAGGCUAUCGCCUCUGAUACGACACCCACGGACAACGUUGCAGCUGUCCUGAAGGGAAAUGCGGCUCUACUUAACGAGCAGGAUCGGGCCCUGGUCUCCCAGCUGCUGGACCUGGACCAGGCGCACCUCUUUGAGGGUUGGCCAGAGCUAGGCAUCGAUGAUGAGGGUAAGCGGCGGCUGCUGGCACAGCUGCUGUUGCUGGACGCCAGCUACCACGGGGGCCUUGCGGCGUACGUGAGUAACGCCAGGAAGCUGUUGCAGGACUCCAGAGAUGGUGUUAACUCGUUCGAGGGCUACAUCCCGUCCGUCCCAACGGGCGCCACCCUGGACUUCGCCUCUCCCGAGUUCAUGGCCCUUGAGGGCGAGGGCCUGCGGGAAGCGGGACAGGCGGCGUUCGUGCUAGUGGCAGGGGGCCUGGGCGAGCGGCUAGGGUACUCUGGCAUUAAAGUGGCUCUUCCCUGCGAGUCUGCCACGUGCACCCCCUUCCUGGGUCUGUACAUCUCCUCCAUUUUGGCGUUGCAGGCCAGGUCGGCGGGUGGGCGGCGCCUGCCACUUGCCAUCAUGACCUCGGACGACACUCACGGCCGCACGCUGGAGCUGCUGAGGAGGAACAAGUACUUUGGGAUGGAGGAGGACCAGAUUACGUUGCUCAAGCAGGAGAAGGUGGCCUGCAUGAUUGACAACGCCGCCCACCUGGCUUUGGAGCCGGCCGACAGGUUCGCGGUGCAGACCAAGCCACAUGGGCAUGGUGACGUUCACAUGCUGCUGGCCAAAUCGGGACUGGCGGCGCAGUGGCUGCAGUCGGGACUUAAGUGGGUUUGCUUCUUCCAGGAUACCAACGCGCUUGUGUUCCGCGCGCUGCUGGCCGCCCUGGGUGUGUCUGCCCGCAACGACUUUGACAUGAACAGCUUGGCGGUGCCGCGCAAGGCACGGGAGGCCAUCGGCGCCAUUGCCCGCCUCACCAGGCCUGAUGGCUCCGCACCUCUGACCAUUAACGUGGAGUACAACCAGCUCGACCCGCUGCUGCGGAGCACCAUUAGCAAGGAGGGAGAUGUCAACGACGAAUCGGGCUACUCGCCCUUUCCCGGGAACAUCAACCAGCUGGUCCUGAAGCUCUCGUCCUACGUGCCCCAGCUGGCCGCCACCGGUGGGGUCAUCUCGGAGUUCGUGAACCCGAAGUACAAGGACGCCACCAAGACCGCGUUCAAGAGCAGCACCCGCCUGGAGUGCAUGAUGCAGGACUACCCCAAGGCGCUACCCCCGACCGCCAAGGUGGGGUUCACCACCAUCAAGCAGGUGUGGGCCAGCUACUCCCCUGUCAAAAACUCCCCUGCGGAUGCGGCUGCCAAGUUCAGGGAGGGCAACCCCACCCACAGCGCCACUACGGGCGAGCUGGACAUCUACAAGGCCAACUGUCUAUCCCUGGCUGAGGCAGCGGGCCUGGUGGUGCCCUCCCCGCUGCAGACCGCCACCUUCAACGGCAUCACCACGGAGCUCUACCCCCGGGUGGUGCUGUCACCCGCAUUUGCGCCCUCGCUGGGGGAGCUCAAGUCCAAGGUAGCUCCCGGCUCUAUCUCCCUGACCCCUGGGUCAGUGCUGGUGCUGGACGGCCCUGACAUCUCAGUACGCGGCCCUCUGGUGGUUGUGGGUGCCCUGGUGGUGCGGGCGGUGGCUGGGGCAGUGGUGGAGCUUGGGCCCCUGCAGGUGGACAACAGGGGCUGGAGCUGGGAGCCACUGGCGGAGGGAGAGCCGGCCAGCGAGGAGGAGCGCAUACGGGGCUUUAAAGUGGUACGCCAUGAGACUAUGGAGCUUGUAUACGAUAACCCGGGGACAUACGUUGUCCCAGCACAUGUUCAGCAGCCGCAAGCAGCCAAGGCGGAAGGGGCACCGUCGACGCCUGAGCCAGAAGCGGACCCGGCCACAGAGGCGGAGGAGGUGGAGGCUGCGCCAGCGGCCGCAGAAGCACUGGCGGCGCCAGCCACGGUGGAUGAGAAUGAUGAGGAGGACGACGCGUCUGCCGAGGAGGUUGCAGAGGCGCCUGCGGUGCCCGCUGCAGCCGAGGCUGCUCCUCGCCCUCCAACAACUCAAGCAGCAACUCUCUUGGCCUCGUCAUCGGGCUUGUCACCCGCAGCCAAGCCGUUUGUGCCUGGCAGCAGCUUUAAUGCUAGUUCCAGCAGCGGUGUGGCCGCAGCGCCUGCAGCUACAACGCCAGUGACGCCGGUUGCCGCGGGGAGAGCGCAACCAUUGGCGGCAUCCCCACCAUCCGGUAGCAAGUCGAGCAGCAAGAAGAAGAAGUCAAAGGGCGGGAAGGGGUCGGCAGUCGCAAAUGGUACCCUGACCAUCUUGUCCAGCGACAUGCCCGACAGCCCUGUCUCCGGAGCCGUUGAUGGGGGCAGCGACAUGAUCUACUUCCUCCACCAGCCUGAAAGCCUUAUGCUGUACGACCUCGACAUGCCCCCCGGUGUCGUACACGGCACGCUUGCAUCCGGCGAGCGGGUCAUCGUCAGUGGCCGGCUCACAUCCCUUGACCGAAUCCAGGUGGAGUUCAUUGCGGUAGCGCCCCCCGAAACUGUUAUCGUGUCGCGCUCUUUCACAGCGGCGGCGGUGGACGCCGGCUCGGUGGCGGCGGCAGCCGCCGCCAAUGCGGCGGAAGCUGCAGCAGCAGCCGCCCGCGCCGCCGCCACUGCGGCAGCGUUUGCAGGGCAGGUCCAGACGGCUGCGUUGGUGAGUAUGAGUAGCAGCGCAAUUGUUGCGCCGUCCGAUGGCCCUAUCAAGCCAGCCAUGGCGGCAGCGCUGGCGGCGUCUCUGACCUUCACGCGAGUGGUGACGGAGGUACCGGUGUUAUUCAUGAUUCUAAGCGUCUGCGACUACGGACCUGCCGUCACGAAGCAGGAGCUGGAGCGCGUCCUGUUCGCGGGUCCGGGCAGUGCCAGCCUCACAUUGGAGGGCUAUUACUACGAGUGCAGCCGAGGCAAGUAAGUGGCGGAGGAACGGGGCGGGCUGCGGCUGGGAGGUGCGGAGGGACGCGGUCGUUGGGGAUGAAACCGGUAUGCGGUCCUGAGUCCACCAGGCCAAAGCCGCAUGGUAUGUAUGUAUAUAUGUAUGUAUGUGUGAGAUGAUGCAUGUGAAGGGAAAUCUUGUAGAGUUUACACCUUUUGGAGUUGCACGGAGCCGGGGUGCCGAUAGCUAUGUUGUCGAUUUGUGUGUGGACGGGCAGCCGGGUUUCCCCUAGGGGGUGCGGAGGUGGAUGGGUGUGCUGUGUUGGAGGGGUGCACAUCCCCUCAAAGGUGGGUGGGCGGCCAGAUCGGGGUUAUGAUUCCCCGCUGUCUGGCCUCCUACAUGGGAUUUCCUUAGGUGGGAUUUGGCGGACUGCUCCUGCUGACCGGCUGUUCACCGGGUCUCGUCCUCCUCCGCCGCUCCCUCCCCUCAUCUUUGACUCGCGCUACGGGGCCCCGCAUUCCCUCCUCCCACAGAACUUCCCCAACAGAUCAUCACCCCACUAAAGAGCCCAAUCCAAUCCUCUUAAGACCAUUAACCCCUAAAUACUCCCCCCCUCUAGCAGCUUCCCCCCUGGCAGCAGCUUAACU
Volvox carteri f. nagariensis is the source of this 3755-nucleotide messenger RNA. RefSeq lists its product as uncharacterized. Gene Ontology annotation, biological process: UDP-N-acetylglucosamine biosynthetic process. NCBI's taxonomy places the organism in Eukaryota, Viridiplantae, Chlorophyta, Chlorophyceae, Chlamydomonadales, Volvocaceae. The record is from RefSeq and is a predicted model, not a curated record. Gene Ontology annotation, molecular function: UDP-N-acetylglucosamine diphosphorylase activity. The transcript is spliced from 17 exons. The coding region runs from base 1 to 3147 and encodes 1048 amino acids.